Messenger RNA from Cololabis saira (Pacific saury), 618 nucleotides. RefSeq names its product hairy-related 5 (gene her5). NCBI's taxonomy places the organism in Eukaryota, Metazoa, Chordata, Actinopteri, Beloniformes, Belonidae. Gene Ontology annotation, molecular function: protein dimerization activity; DNA-binding transcription factor activity, RNA polymerase II-specific; RNA polymerase II cis-regulatory region sequence-specific DNA binding. The transcript is spliced from 3 exons. The record is from RefSeq and is a predicted model, not a curated record. Gene Ontology annotation, cellular component: nucleus. Gene Ontology annotation, biological process: anterior/posterior pattern specification; regulation of transcription by RNA polymerase II; regulation of neurogenesis. The coding region runs from base 1 to 618 and encodes 205 amino acids.
AUGAAGGCUUUAACUUCAUCGGAAACUCCUAAACACAAGUUAGGAAGAAGGAUGUCAAAGCGUCUGAUGGAGAGACGCAGACGGGAGCGCAUUAACCACAGUUUGGAGACUCUGCGACUGCUAAUGCUGGAAAACAGGCACAGUGAAAAACUGAACAAUCCCAAGGUGGAGAAGGCAGAGAUUCUGGAGAGCGUUGUGGAAUUCCUUCAAGCGGAGAAGGAGAUGGGCAAAGGUCAGGAGGGGCCAAAGAGGGCCCUGCAGGCCAGCAGCGGACAGACGCCGGCGUGCACACGCCAGAACAGCUAUCAGGAAGGGAUCAGGUCCUGCCUGCUCAAAGUGGGCUGCUUCAUAGCCAACAAGAGCCGGGAGCUGGACGAGCCUGCAGGCGCCACCACAUCGUCUUUUGCGCUCCCCGAGCCCCGGACGCGGCCUGCAGCCUCCCCGGGGCGCGUCCACCCCCCGCUGGGGUCCAGUCCUGCAGCCCACGCAGGUGCUCCGGCUCCUCAGCACGAACUCAGACGGCAGGCGGACCUCCACUGCGACACCAGGAAGCUGCUCUCCCCCGCAGCAGUCUCCGCGCACAGCAGCGAUCCCGUGUGGAGGCCCUGGCCUCAGUGA